AAGGCCUUUUGGCCGAUGAUUUUUAUGAUGGAAGUGAAUCGCCAGGUAGCGAACUUCUUUAUGAUACCGACGAUGUCGGAAGCAUGGGCAGAGCUGUUGGUAGUGUGCCUACUACUGCCGGCAAGGGACAAGAUACAAUUCCCAUGAUCGCCGCAAAAUUUGCCAUGCCCUCGGGGAUUGGUGCCCCCUUACAUGACGACAUAGCUCAAUCUAUGACUUAUUUGAUGAGCAACAAACUGGAAGAAAAAUCUCUGGAUGAGGCGGCUGAGAAAUAUCUUUCCCCCGAAAACUGUGAAUUGCUUGACACUCCAAGAGUGAACACAAUUAUUUGGGAAAACUUGCGUUCAGCAACUAGAAAUAAAGAUCUGAAAAUUCAGUACAUCCAGAAGUCAUUAACCAAAGGCUUGUGUGCUUUCGCACGAUCUCUGAACCCGGCUACGAUGACCGAGGAGCAGCAUGAUGCAUUGGCGCUGCUGUGUAAUGCCAAUUACGGCCUAAAUUCCAUGAGGAAGAAUUUGAUCAAACCGGAUCUCAACCCUCUUUUUCAUCAUCUGUGCCGGCCAACUUACCCAGUUACCAAACACUUGUUUGGCGAGGAUCUGGGGCGCCAGGUUAAAGAACUGCAAGAACAGCAAAAAGCCACGGCAGGUGUUAUGAACACGAGAAACCAGCCUCAAGACAGGCAUCAACGCUCAUAUCAUCCUUAUCGCAAGGUUACAGACUAUGCCAAGCACACCAUGAAACGAGCUGGCUGGUUCCCCAAUCGAGAUCAAGGCAAUUCGUCAUCCCGUAUGUAUGGGAACUCAGAGCGCCCUUUUUUAGGGCAGCGCCAGAAUUCCAACUUCAAGAAAGGGAAUUCAAAACAGCAGGCAUCACACACCUACACCCCAACAGCAGCCAACAGGGGCAAACAAUCGUACCAUCGCAAGAAGUAGUCGAGGGAAAUUCCCCUUCAGGCUCAAGCACUCAAGAGGCUUGGCGUGCACACUGUGACCUACAUGGAUUAACAGAGAGAACUACAGACAUUAUUGGUGCAUCAUGGAGAGAAUCAACAAAGAAACAAUACAACAUUUACAUCUCCAAGUGGAAAAUUUUCUGCGAACAGCACAAACUUCCAUGGAUGCAGGCUAAAGCUAAGGAUAUUUUAGAGUUUUUCAGUGACCUUUUUUACAGACAUAAUGCUAGCUAUAGUGCUAUCAAUACAGCAAGGAGUGCCCUGGCAUCAGUCAUGAGUUUGGAUGAUAGCAACUAUACGAUUGGUUCACAUCCUAUCAUAAGCAAGUACAUGAAAGGUGUUUUCCAGCUAAGAACUCCAACCCCACGCUAUGCUCAGGUUUGGGACGUCAGUAUUGUAUUGGAUUACCUUCGUCUUCAACCAGCUAAUGAUAAGCUUCCUUUGUGUAAAUUGACUCAAAAAUUGAGCAUGUUACUUGCGCUUACUUCAGCACAAAGAGUACAAACUCUUUGGAACCUUAAUUUGGACAAGAUGUGUUUGAAGACGGACUCGGUGGAAUUCCACGUUGAUAGCCUGCUUAAGCAGAGUAAACCAGGAAAUGUUGGUAUAAUGGUGAAGAUAUCAGCAUUCCCAGAGGAUGAACGGCUUUGUGCCGUACAUUGCAUUGAACAA
Messenger RNA from Strongylocentrotus purpuratus (purple sea urchin), 1627 nucleotides. RefSeq lists its product as uncharacterized. The record is from RefSeq and is a predicted model, not a curated record. Bases 84 to 935 code for a protein of 283 amino acids. Lineage: Eukaryota; Metazoa; Echinodermata; Echinoidea; Camarodonta; Strongylocentrotidae. The transcript is spliced from 2 exons.